Messenger RNA from Suillus paluster, 1474 nucleotides. RefSeq lists its product as uncharacterized. Gene Ontology annotation, molecular function: oxidoreductase activity. The record is from RefSeq and is a predicted model, not a curated record. The transcript is spliced from 5 exons. The coding region runs from base 410 to 1321 and encodes 303 amino acids. Lineage: Eukaryota; Fungi; Basidiomycota; Agaricomycetes; Boletales; Suillaceae.
GUUGCUACCACCGCUCGUCCCAGACGUGACUAGUUGAUUCGUCAGCCGACCUCCUCCUCCGCUUUGGGGAAUGUUUAGGUAAUCCUGUGCAAGACCGACCCUACCUUCAUUGAGUCAACGUCAAAUUUGCCCCUACCUUUGUCUCAUGAGUCAACAAACACCUGUCUGAUUUCAUAUGCAACGUCUGCAGCAUUGAGCAUGGUCCGACUCUGAUUGCAUGAUCCGACUUCUGCCAUAAUUCCUGAUUGGGCCGUGAUUCUAUUACGCGGUUCCCGCACCUUCAGUCCCAUGACAAAGUACUGUGAUUCUGAACCGCCGUUCAUUUCGCUAGUGGAGAAACACGGAUGCCAGUCUCUUCAAAACCUGAACGGAGCGAGUGGUGAUCCGAAAAUUUCUUUGUUCUCUCACCAUGUCCAUGCCUGAUAGAUUUACGCUGAAGAAGCUAUACGACCUCAAUGGCCUGAUCGCACUCGUGACCGGUGGCGGUACUGGCAUCGGCCUUAUGAUUGCUCGGGGCCUCGCUGCUAAUGGGGCGAAGGUGUAUAUCACUGGUCGACGAAAAGAGGUCCUUGACAAAGUGGUUGCGGAGUGGAACGCAACUAAAGGAGACGAGAUGGGAGCUAUGGUCGCGCAUGAGAUGGAUGUAACGAAAAAGGACAGCAUCAAAGCGGGUGUAACGAGAAUAUCCCAAGCAGAGGGAAAACUACACAUUCUCGUGAACAAUGCUGGCCAAGGAGGCCCUGUAUCUCCUGAAUUAAAUCAACCAUCGACGACUGCUCAAAAGGAGGCUGGACCACUCAGUGAAUACCUCUUCAACAGUGAAUCGUUCGAGGAAUGGAGCUCCCUUUUCGCGAUUAACACCUUUUCGAUUUACUUCGUGUCUAUUGCCUUUUUGGAUUUACUCGACAAGGGCUCUAAGGAUAAUGAGAAUUUCUCUUCAAGCGUCAUCAAUAUCACGAGUAUCAGCGGGCUCAUGAAGCUUGCACAGAGACACUUCUGCUACAACAGCUCAAAAGCUGCCGGGUCUCACCUCACUAGGAUGCUUUCGACGGAAUUUGCUCUCAGAGGAAUCAAUGUUCGAGUGAACGCCAUCGCGCCAGGCGUGUAUGAAAGCGAGAUGACAGACGACGUCAUUUCAGGACAAGCAGCAACUGAUGCAGUCGGUAUGCCAGUGAUAUCUGUGCCAGCGAAGAGGCCGGGGACCGCUGCCGAAAUGGCAGGCACUGCCGUUUACCUUGCAUCGCCUGCUGCGGCUUAUAUGAAUGGGCAGGAACUGAUUAUCGAUGGUGGAUAUCUGGCUGUGAAUCCUUCCAGAGUGUAGUAUGAGUCCUGGAUUGCAUUUUCGUUUUUGGGUCUGGUGUAAGACUGGUGGUUUGCGUAACAUAUCGUUUAUCACAUCAUAGACAUGUCUUUUCCUUAGCUUGUACACUACAUUGUUGUCGUCCGCAAUCCCGAACGUGACUCUGUUUAGCUU